GGUCUCACAUGCUGCCCAGUUAUUACGGCAUGAGGCGCUCCUUCAUCUCGGACUCAGACUUCUGCCCGUCCACUAAGCAGUUCUCCCCUGAUGUGUACUCCCCCUCGCUGGGGGGUAAGCCCCUGGGCUGCGAGCCCUCCUCCAUGAGCAGCUACUCCUCCUUCAUCGACAGCUACUACCCGGAGACCUUCGGGGAUUACCGCAGCGCCGCCGCCUUCUCCAGCUCCGGAGGCUCUUUCCUGCCCUCCUCCGCCCUCUCAUCCCUGCUGCCGCCCUUCACUGGAGAGUCCUCACACUUAUUUCUGAGGGACUCAUGGGAGCAGUCUGUUCCUGAGCCGGUCUCCCAGGUGGAGGCUCUGUGUCCGGACAGCCUGGCCUCUGUCAGCGUGCCACCCUCCAUGCCCAGCCCGGACCCCCCGGGGAGCCCGUCCCAGUACCGCUCCCCCAGCCGAGGCUCCUCCAUGGGCCAAGUCUCCAGCAGCCAGCCCUACACCCUGCACUCCCUGGAGGAAGCCCACUACCACCCCCUGAGCACCAGCAGCACCUACACGGUCCCCAACAGCUCCUUCCCCUGCCCCUCUUACAUGGGCGUCCCCAUCAGCGACCUGGUGUCAAAAAUGGUGACAGACGAGGCCUCCAGCCUCCCGCCCAACGGAGAGGCGCACUCCUCCUGGGCCAAAGAGGACGGAGUGAGCUCCUGGUCGCCAUACGAGAUCAGGAGGGCCUACUGACCGCAGGAGGGUCUCCAUCUCUAACAAGAUGGAGGUCUCACAGACUAUUGAACACUGAGCAAGCACUUGACAGAACAGAGAAGACUCAAACAUCUGUAAAAGUGUGAUUUGAAGACAAUUUCCGCCAUGUACAAAGAGAGGAUUCAAGUUUUGUUAGUGAAGUAGCAUAGUUUGACCAAAGUGAAAUGUAUACUUAUUUGUAAAAAACUAAAUCCAAAGCAUGUGUGUCC
Messenger RNA from Notothenia coriiceps (black rockcod), 961 nucleotides. It is a transcript of the gene pou2af2a, whose product is annotated as POU class 2 homeobox associating factor 2. The record is from RefSeq and is a predicted model, not a curated record. The transcript has 2 exons. Gene Ontology annotation, cellular component: nucleus. The annotation marks the transcript as partial. Gene Ontology annotation, molecular function: transcription coactivator activity; sequence-specific DNA binding. NCBI's taxonomy places the organism in Eukaryota, Metazoa, Chordata, Actinopteri, Perciformes, Nototheniidae.